Messenger RNA from Colletotrichum truncatum, 981 nucleotides. RefSeq lists its product as uncharacterized. Lineage: Eukaryota; Fungi; Ascomycota; Sordariomycetes; Glomerellales; Glomerellaceae. The record is from RefSeq and is a predicted model, not a curated record.
AUGGAACCGCCAUUCGAUUUAGAGCAUCAGCUAUGUUCAUGCGAGGCAUCGCCUCCCCGCACAUCUCCUGCUUCAAUGCGACAUCUGCCCGGAUGGCCCAAUAUUCCACCCGACAAGCAAGACAAGCCCCAGAGAGCGUUGGAUAUUCUAGAAAAGGAGUUUUGCUCCAAUGAUUUGGAUCGGAUGGCAUCUAAGCUGUGGUGGAUGUCCAAACAAGACAGCAGCAACAUAUCCCCGCUCCACAGGCAGUCAGUGAAGCGACGCAGCAUCAUCGUUACUGAGGAUCCCAAGUUGCAUCUCGUCUGGAUCCACGAUCGGAUAUUUGUCAAGCCAUUGCCUCGAUACAUUACCUCUUAUUCAUUCUGGCGCGAACAUCUCUGCUGCGAUAAGGCCGGCGAAGUUGGGAGACGCCGGGAGCGCGUUCGAAAAGCGGCUCUAGGUUAUCUCAGGACAUACGCGUAUCUUGUGCAAUACGAGUCGGAUUUUCGCAUAUGCAAAGAUCCCAACUUACAGCUCAUACCAGCUGACGUUACAUGGGAUCAGUUUUGCGAUUUCACGGCAGAUGUAGCCAAUAUUAACGACAUUGAUGUAUCUGCACGCUACACCUUUGGCGAAAUCAGGCUGACGCGGUUAAACUUCUACGCUCCAUUCUUUCUUAGGAAAUCCUACUUUCAGAGAGUCGAAUACCAGUACGGGACGUACUUUGCACGCUUCUACGCGCCGACUUUGUUUGUGAUUGGAGUUGCAUCGGUUGUGCUGAGCGGAUUUCAAGUCGCCGUAGCUGUUGACGACAGUAAUCAGGAGAGCCCAGGGAGCGCUCUUUCAGCUGUUGCCUUGUGGUUCAGCAUAUUGGCAAUUAUACUAUUCUGCGGACUCUGCUUCUGUCUGGGUGCUAUUUUGGCGUAUAAGCUGGUGAAGGAAUGGAAGUAUGCAAUCCGGGACCGACUUCGUCUCCUCGAAGAAGGACGGAAGCCCGAGUAG